Camelina sativa (false flax) is the source of this 1602-nucleotide messenger RNA. RefSeq names its product putative FBD-associated F-box protein At1g05080. Gene Ontology annotation, molecular function: protein binding. NCBI's taxonomy places the organism in Eukaryota, Viridiplantae, Streptophyta, Magnoliopsida, Brassicales, Brassicaceae. The record is from RefSeq and is a predicted model, not a curated record.
AUGUUGGAAACAACAAAAAGUUGUGGUGGUGGGAGAAUUGAAGAGAGAGUUGGUGAAGACAUGAUCAGCGCUUUACCUGAAGAUUUGCUUGUAAAUAUACUCAAGUAUGUGCCGACUAAAGAUGCAGUGGCCACCAUGAUUCUGUCUAAACGAUGGCGUUUUACGUGGACGAUGUUGCCUAAGCUUGACUACAAAGAAAACAAAGAUGAUGAGAGCAAGAGGAGCGUUUGGUGGUUUCUUGAAAAGUCAUUGCAACUCCUCAAAGCACCAGUCUUAACUUUGUUGUUGAUAGAACUCGGUCCACGAUGUCCUAGUGAUGCUGAUGUGGGAAAGUGUGUUGCGAAGGCUGUUGAUCGCCGAGUGGUUGUGCUAGCACUCGAGCUUCGCUGGUCCGCAGAUCCAGCAAGAUUGCCCAAUAGCCUUUACUCAUGCAAAACUCUCGAGGUACUGAAUCUCUCCCACAAGAUUCUCGUGGAUGUUCCUUGUACCGCCUGCCUCCCAUCACUAACAAUGCUCUGGUUAGACUGUGUGGUGUAUAAAAACGAUGAAUCUCUUAUUAGGCUCUUAUCAGGCUGCUCCGUUCUCGAGAGUAUGUAUGUCAAACGGAUAAAGGAUGACAAUGUCAAAAGGUUCACAGUGAAAGUUCCUUCUUUAUUGGAAUUAGAGUAUGUUAAUCAUUGCAAUGAUGUAGAAGAAGAUACAUGUAGGUGCUUGGUUAUUGACACUCCUGCAUUAACAGAGUUUGACAUAACUUAUUACUCAGGAGACUCUUGCUCAAUCGAGAAUACACCUUGUUUGGAGCAAGUUUAUAUCGACAUUGAGCGGUGUUUUCCUGAUGUAGACAACUUCUUAAGAUCUUUUUCCGCAGUCUCGUUUCUUGAGUUGGAUUUGACAGACGAAAUGAUUCUGUGUUGCACAACCAUCAAAUUCUCUCGGCUGACAAUGUGUAGGAUACGUCCAUGGGACUCAGACUGGAUGGACUCACUUGUGCCUUUCCUUGAAAAUACUCCGAAGCUAAAGUGUUUUAUAGUUGAUUAUAGAUCAACCCAUAAACCCCCUAUUGCCUCUCCUUUGUGGAACGAAACGGGCUCUGAUCCAAAAUGCUUGUCAUCAAGCCUCGAGAAGUUUGAGUUGAUAGACUAUACGGGAAGAGAAGAAGAGGUAGAAUUGGUGGAAUACAUCCUAACUACCUCAAAAAUUUUGGAGACGGCAACAAUCUCCAUGAGAUCAUUGCCAGACUUAAAAAUGAUGAAGGAGUUGAAAGCUAUUCCCAGGAUGAAAAUGAAAAUGAGGUACAGCGAAAUCCGGAAGCGCGACAAGGGCGUUCCAGUCGGGUGUAAUUGUGGUGUAGUGCUUCUCGUUGCCAGAUCUAAUGAUCCUAGCACGAGAGGAGAACUUUAUUUCAGUUGUGCGUAUGAAAUCACAAAUGGUCCCGUUCAAGGCUGCGGUUUCCGGAGGUGGUGGAAUGAUGCAUUGCGCGACGAGUUUGUCAAUAUUACAGAGGAGAAGAAUGAGAUGAAGCAGGACUUGGAUGCAGCCAAGAAGCGCAUUGAGACUCAAGAAGAAAUUAUCUUGAAUAUGGAAAGAAAUAUGACGCGCUAG